Messenger RNA from Rhodamnia argentea, 999 nucleotides. RefSeq lists its product as uncharacterized. The record is from RefSeq and is a predicted model, not a curated record. Bases 1 to 999 code for a protein of 332 amino acids. Lineage: Eukaryota; Viridiplantae; Streptophyta; Magnoliopsida; Myrtales; Myrtaceae. The transcript has a single exon.
AUGGAUCGAGAGCAAGAAGAGAUGCAGUUCCUUGGCUUCUUCGGCAUCUACACCGAGUCCUACAAGGUCAUCUCCUCGUUGAGGAAAAUCUUCACCCAAAUCACCUUGUCCCUCAUCCUCCCUCUCGCCUUCGUCUUCCUCCUCCACAUCGAGGUCUCCAACGUCCUCUUCUCGAAGAUCAUCCACGACGAGAUCGAGCUCGACUACACCCGCCCCGAGACCCCCCGCUCCGACCGGAUCUCCGCCCACCUCUCCAAGGAGUGGGCCGUCUUCCUGCUCUUCAAGGCCCUCUACUUCACCGCCCUGCUCGUGUUCUCCCUCCUCUCGACCUCCGCCGUCGUCUACGCCAUCGCGUGCGCCUACACCGGCCGCGAGGUCUCGUUCGGGAAGGUCCUGAGCGUGGUCCCCAGGGUGUGGAGGCGGCUGAUGGCCACCUUCCUCUGCAUCUUUGUGGUCAUGUUCGCGUACAACGUGGUCGCGGUGCUGGUCCUGGUCACGUGCGCCAUCUUCGUCGGCAACACGAGCUUCGGCAUCGCGAUCUUGGUCCUCCUAGGGAUCGCGUACGUGGUGGGGUUCGUGUAUAUGACCAUAGUGUGGCAAUUGGCGAGCGUGGUCUCGGUCCUGGAGGAGGAUUACGGGGUGAAGGCCAUGAUGAAGAGCAAGGAGCUGAUAAGGGGCAAGAUGGUCGUGUCCAUAAUCAUAUUCUUCAAGCUCAACUCAUCGCUUCAUCUGAUUCUAUACGCGUUCCAGAGGUUGGUCGUCCAUGGGCGCUCGGCGGCGACGCUCGACAGGUUCGGCUACGGAGCUCUGUGCUUCGUGCUCCUGUCCGUGCUGAUGCUGUUCGGGCUCGUCGUCCAGACGGUGAUCUACUUCGUCUGCAAGUCGUACCACCACGAGAACAUCGACAAGUCGGCGCUGUCGGACCAUCUCGAAGUCUAUCUCGGAGAAUACGUCCCUCUCAAAUCCAAGGAUGUUCAGCUUGAGCAAUACGACGUUUGA